AUGACCCCUGUGCGGUGGCAUCUGGACGGUUUAAAAAAAGACCUGUCAUUUCUGGCUAAGUCCGCGAACCAUGCUGAGGGGAUUCUCAGAUCUCCUGACUGUCAACACAUUCUGAAUGCUGCGAGGGCCCUAGAAGAGGGCAAGUAUGUGGCCAGAACACUCUUCGCAUUUAUGUUCAUUCAGCAGGUGAAGGUCAUGAACCGAGCACACUGGGGCGGUGGAAUAUUUGAGGUUCCAGCUAAUGCUGUCCAGGGGCACGAAUAA
Messenger RNA from Penicillium hordei, 264 nucleotides. RefSeq lists its product as uncharacterized. NCBI's taxonomy places the organism in Eukaryota, Fungi, Ascomycota, Eurotiomycetes, Eurotiales, Aspergillaceae. The record is from RefSeq and is a predicted model, not a curated record. The coding region runs from base 1 to 264 and encodes 87 amino acids. The transcript has a single exon.